GUAUGUAAAAUCUAGAAUUAAAUUUUAUGGUAUCAUUGAUUUAAUAGGCUUUGUAUUUGGAAAAAAAAUAUUAACAGCAUUUUUAUUUAGCCUUCACAAAAUAAAAAUGUUUAGGCAUCUAAGUGAAAUCAUUCUAAAUGCUAUUUCAGAUUCAGACAAGGGUGCUGGAGACACUUCAGAUCCUUAUAAGGACAUCUCCCAAUCAAGGGCAGCAGAUCCAACUCAACCUGUGCUGAGGAUGUUUCCCAAGACCACACAAGGUCAGAAAAGAAGGGCAUUCAACCCGCAGUGGUACAGCAAGUAUUCUUGGUUAGAGUACUCUGUUAGCAAAGAUUCAGCUUACUGUUAUGCAUGUAGACAUUUCUCACUCCUUUCAGCGUCAGAAUCAGUAUUCACAUCCCAGGCAGGUUUUUCACAUUGGAAGAAAGCGCUGUAUAAAGAUGGAGGCCUUACAUUGCAUGACCGGUCUGACAGUCACGUUAAUGCAAUGUUUGCUUGGCGAGAAUAUAAGAAUCGUAUGCUGUCUGAUUCUGGGUUAAUGGAUUUAAUUGAUCAAGAGUACAAAAGAAAAGUUGAGGAGAACAGGAGAUACAUAAAAACAAUUGCAGAGGUUCUGUUGUUAACAGCAACUCAGAAGCAGGCUCAGAGGGGCCACCGGGAGUCAGAGGACUCUGACAAUAGGGGGAAUUUCAUAGAAACUCUAACUGUGAUUGCUAAUCAUGAUGCCCUUAUAAGUGAGAAAAUUAGGGAAAAGGGGAAUGCAAAGUACACAUCUGGAACCAUACAGAAUGAAAUUCUGGAGUGUCUUGCAAACAUGGUGAGGGAUGACAUUGUAAAGGAAGUGAAGGAGAGUGAGGUUUUCUCAGUAAUUGCAGAUGAAAGCAAAGACCUCCAGAAAAAGGAGCAGCUGUCGUUGGUAGUGAGGUAUUACUACAGUGGGGCUAUACAUGAAAGUUUCCUUGACUUUCAGCAUGCUCAAGAUUUGGAUGCUAAGGGACUUAGUGAUAAAAUCAUACAAUGCCUCGAAAAAUAUGGGCUCAAUUACAAGGAGAACCUGAUUGGGCAAGGCUAUGAUGGAGCAGCUGUGAUGAGUGGGAAACACUCGGGUGAGGCAGCCAGAAUUCAGGCAGAGGCUAAACAGGCAUUUUAUGUCCACUGUAAUGCCCACUGCCUGAAUCUAGUCUUAGUGGACACGGUGAAGUCAGUGGCAGAGGUAGAUUGUUUCUUCACCCUCCUCCAAAGACUCUAUGUGUAUAUGACCGGGUCCUAUGUACAUCAAAAAUGGAUGGAGGUUCAAAAAGAUAUGUAUGGUGGCCAAUGCAGAGAGUUGCAAAAACUGAGUGAUACACGAUGGGCGUGUAGAGCGGUGGCUUGCAGGAACUUAUUGGAUAGAUUACCAGCCGUCCUGCAUGUUCUUGAGCAGAUCAGUUCAGAGGACAAUGGGGACAGAUCUGUUGAUGCUCGAGGUUUAUUAGCACAGAUUGACCUUACAUUCAUAGCCUUACUGACAACUUUCCAAAAACUCCUUGGAACCACAAAGCGACUCUCUGACCUGCUACAGGCCCCCUCACUUGACUUAGCCAUAGCAGUUGAUUUGAUUGGAUCACUUCAUGCUACAUUUCAGGAGUACAGGAACGAGACAUUUGCACAUGAUUUGUGGCAAGAAAUAUCUGAUACAGCCAAGCUGUGUAAUGUAGCAGUUGAAAAUGUCAAAAAAAAAGAGACAACAGAGAGUGAGCUCAAAACUGGGCAGCGCUACUCUCCAGCCUUCCGUGCUAGCGAUCACCGAUCGGCGUCACUCUUCUUCUUCGCCGCGCCGCAGCGCGCCACCAGUUCCCCGCCGAAUUCCACUCCAAGUGGAAUUCGUCCAGGAGGCUCCUUGGAUAGUUUUUGUUAA
Messenger RNA from Carassius carassius (crucian carp), 1897 nucleotides. Its product is annotated as zinc finger MYM-type protein 1-like. The coding region runs from base 107 to 1897 and encodes 596 amino acids. The record is from RefSeq and is a predicted model, not a curated record. The transcript has 3 exons. NCBI's taxonomy places the organism in Eukaryota, Metazoa, Chordata, Actinopteri, Cypriniformes, Cyprinidae.